This is a messenger RNA of Acanthosepion pharaonis, 945 nucleotides long. The record is from the annotation of a GenBank genome assembly. Lineage: Eukaryota; Metazoa; Mollusca; Cephalopoda; Sepiida; Sepiidae.
AUGUAUAUUUCUGUGACUGUUCUAUAUCUAUCUAUCUAUCUAUCUAUCUAUCUAUCUAUCUAUCUAUCUAUCUAUCUAUGUUCAUUUUCUCUCAGUGUUUUCUAUCUAUCCAUCUAUGAAUGUUCAUGUAUAUCUGUGAUUGUUCAUAUCUAUCUAUCUAUCUAUAUAUCUAUCUAUCUAUCUAUCUAUCUAUCUAUCUAUCUAUCUAUCUAUCUAUUCUAUGUUCAUCAUCUCUCAUCUGUUUUCUAUCUAUCCAUCUAUGAAUGUUCAUGUAUAUCUGUGAUUGUUCAUCUAUCUAUCUAUCUAUCUAUCUAUGUUCAUCUAUCUCUAUCUAUCUAUCUAUCUAUUUUUCUCAGUGUUUUCUAUCUAUCCAUCUAUGAAUGUUCAUGUAUAUCUGUGAUUGUUCAUAUCUAUCUAUCUAUCUAUCUAUCUAUCUAUCUAUCUAUCUAUGUUCAUAUUUCUCUCAGUGUUUUCUAUCUAUCCAUCUAUGAAUGUUCAUGUAUAUCUGUGAUUGUUCAUAUCUAUCUAUCUAUCUAUCUAUCUAUCUAUCUCUAUGUUCAUAUCUAUCUAUCUAUGUUCAUAUUUCUCUCAGUGUUUUCUAUCUAUCCAUCUAUGAAUGUUCAUAUAUAUUUCUCUAGUGACUGUUCAUAUCUAUCUAUCUAUCUAUCUAUCUAUCUAUCUAUCUAUCUAUCUAUCUAUCUAUGUUCAUAUUUCUCUCAGUUGUUUUCUAUCUAUCCAUCUAUGAAUGUUCAUAUAUAUCUCUAUCUACUGUUCAUCUAUCUAUCUAUCUAUCUAUCUAUCUAUCUAUCUAUCUAUCUAUCCAUGAAUUCUUUUCAUACCUAUCUAUCACUCUAUGAAUUUUCAUAUCAUUCUGUGACUAUCUAUCUAUCUAUCUAUCUAUCUAUCUAUCUAUCUAUCUAUCUAUCUAUCUAUCUAGAUAGAUAG